AUGGCAGGCACAGAUCCCCGGAGGUCGUCGAGGGCGCGAGCCAACCCCUCCCAGUCGCAGAUCUCCUCAUCUGCCUCGAGCGUCUCGGGCCGUCCUGAGCGCAGCUCCAGGUACUUCAACAAAGGCGCUUCGCCGCAAAAAUCGAACUCUACCGGUUCGCUUUCGUCGGAGCCCCCAGAAGAUACAAUCACCGCCGAGGACCCGUUCGGCACGCGCCGUCGGACUAGGGGACAAGCUGAGGAACGAGAAAGAGCUGGAAGCAAAGUCGAGGCAGUCAACAUGGCGAGCGGUGACGGCGAUGCUCAGGAAGAGGACGAAGCUGUACGCUGCGUCUGCGGCAACGACGAGUACCAGGGUCCGCCGCCGCUUGACGAAGACUCGAAGCACGGCUUUAAGCAUGCCUUUGGCCUUGACCCGUUCUUUUCAGCUGAUCCCACCGACGAUACGGCCGGAUUGUUUGUGCAGUGCGACAUCUGCAAGGUCUGGCAGCAUGGUGGCUGUGUGGGAAUCAUGACUGAAGAAUCGAGUCCAGAGGAAUACUUUUGCGAGCAGUGUCGCCAGGACUUGCACAAACUAUGGACGGCAAGCAACGGAAGCGUAUAUUCGCAUUAUCUCCCGCUUAGGCGACACGCGCGAACGGCGUCAAGAGCGGCAUCUCUCCAGAAGGACACUGCCCGCUCUCCCACCAAAGAGAAAGAGACUCGAAACGGGAGAACAGCGUCCGCAAGUCAGACCUCGAAGAGACGAUCGACGUUGAACAGCAGAGAAGCCGGGUACGACGAAACGGAGGCUUUACUACGGGCAAUUGAAGCCAGCAAGCAAGAUGCCCUUCCUGAGCAGGUGGAGAGUGGGAGUAGGAGACUGAAGCGUGGAAGAAGCGACAGUCAAGAAAAAGUGGAGACCAUGAAGCGCCAGAAAACGAGUUCUCGAUCAGCGUCGCCCUCCUCAGACAAGAACGAUGAGGACUCAGACGAGGCCGAACUUGCCGGCCGUAGCGGGGCGUCGAAAUCGAAAUCGCGUAGUGCGGCGACUGCACGGAAUCAACGCUCCGAGAAAGCAUCGGAGAGGGAGGAGCGAGAACGGCAACGGGCUGAGACUGCGAACAAGCGGAAAGGGAGAGCCGACCGUCGGCGAGCUGAGGAUCCUUCAGAAGAAGCGCCCUUGGCGGCCCGGGCGGCUGCAAACAAGACGGCGCACGCUGCCGGGACCUCGACUGCGGUGACUGCGACGGCUGCAGAGGUCGUCCGACCUCCAGCCGCGGCAGAACCGCCGCCUACUUCCAACUCGGCGCCAGAUACGCCGCCCACGAUUACGGCCCAAGGCAAAGCCGACAAAAAAAGGUCACAUAAAAGGAGAGGCCGCAAUCAGUCUACCCGCGAUCGGGAUACCAACGAGGACGAAUCUCCCCCCCGGUCUCAGUCGCGUGACAUUCAAAAGGAGGAUCAUAUAACCUCGGGAGGUGGGAAAUUUGGCGGAGACAGCAGCGUCAAAGCAAACCCCAAAUCAAAAGGCGGAAUGAGCAGCAAGAUCACCAUGAACGAUAUGAAAAGAAGGGCAGCUGCACUGCUGGAUUUCAUCUCGCGAACGCAAGUGGAACUCGCCGGCGAGUCGGUCACAGGGCCUGCGGCCGGGGCAGUGAAUAGCACCGGUGACGGCUCAGCGGCCGCUGCGAAAAAACCCCCAAGCGGGGCCAUCAGUGAUGCCCCAGUGCCGGCACCGGCAGGCGACGGAGACGCUCGGCUAGAGAAAGACUUCAAAGAACUCGGCUGCAUGGAGAUGAUGGACACUUUGACUCGGCGACUGGUCAAGUGGCAACAACAGUACGCCAACUAG
Molecule: messenger RNA, 1833 nt
Organism: Parathielavia appendiculata
Lineage: Eukaryota; Fungi; Ascomycota; Sordariomycetes; Sordariales; Chaetomiaceae
Exons: 4
Coding region: 1-1833 (610 amino acids)
Biological process (GO): negative regulation of rDNA heterochromatin formation; negative regulation of silent mating-type cassette heterochromatin formation
Cellular component (GO): Rpd3L-Expanded complex; Rpd3L complex
Source: RefSeq, a predicted model, not a curated record